AUGGCCACUACAAUAUCAUUUAUUACAAGUAAUAAAGGUAAACCAUUAUUAAUUCGUGAUAAUUACAUUUAUUAUGUUAGUAAAACAACAGCUACAGUUAAAUAUUGGAAAUGCGAAGAUCGUAGUUGCAAUGCCGGUGUUCAUACAAAUAUUCAGGAUGCAUUUAUAAAAAUAGUUGGUAAUCAUUCACAUUUACAAUCACCUGAAGAAAUUGAAGUGCGUACAUUUAAACAAAAUAUAAAACGUAGAGUUAUAAAUGAAAUAACAGUAAUAACUAAAAUUUAUGAUGAAGAACUUGCUCGGCAACCAAUGUCACAAACAGCAGCUGCAAGUUGUAUCAUUGUAUUUCUGAUAGGGGGUGUUGAAGAAUUUAUCUACUUGGCAUCGUCAUUCCAUCAUCAUAUGAAGCAAGUAUAUUCAGGUUUAAAUCGUGCACGUAGAAAAAUGACACCAAUAUUACCAAAGUCAUAUGUAUUUAAUAUACCAGCGCAAUAUCAGGUUACACUUGGUGACGAACAGUUUUUAUUAUGUGAUAAAACAUUACAUACUAAACGUUUAUUAUUAUUUGGUUAUCCAUGUGUCAUUGGUUUAUUAUGUGAUCGUAAAGCUCGUACUUAUACACAAUUAUUUUGUGAAUUGAAACAUCAUGCUACUCGUUUAAAAACAAUAUUUAAUCCAAAUACAAUAACAAGUGAUUUCGAAAAAGCUUUAAUCAAAGCUGUUGCUGGUGAAUUUCCACAAGCACAACAUGCCAGCUGUUAUUUUCAUUUUACACAGGCUCUCUAUCGUAAUAUACAAAACCUUGGUUUAACAACGGCUUAUCGCGAUACUGAAAGUACAAGAAUUGUAUGUCGAAAAUUAAUGGCAUUACCAUUAUUACAAUUAAAUGAUAUUGAAUUGGCAUUUGAAGAUUUAAAAGAUGAUUCACCUGUUACAUUACGCGAUUUAUUUAAGUAUUUUGAAAAUUUUUGGAUGACAGGCAUACCACUUCAUCUUUGGAAUGUAUCUGAUCUUCAAAUUCGAAGAAAUAAUAAUUGUGAAGGUUGGCACAAUAGAUUCAACAUUCGUGUGAAUAAACAUCAUCCAAAUAUAUGGCAUUUUAUCAAUUGUUUAAAACAAGAAGAAGUCUAUUUUCGUCAUCAAGUAAUACAAAUACGAGCUGGUGCAACUGGAAGACAAAAAACAAAAAAGACAAAUUGCGUGCAACGUCGUAUUGAUACUCUUGGUGAUCGUCAUGAAAACGAUGAAAUAACUUUAGAAGAAUAUUUAGAAGGUUUAUCAUUUGUUGUUGCUAAAGAUAAAACAAAAAAAAUAAAUAAAAAAUGA
Messenger RNA from Didymodactylos carnosus, 1326 nucleotides. Lineage: Eukaryota; Metazoa; Rotifera; Eurotatoria; Philodinida; Philodinidae. The record is from the annotation of a GenBank genome assembly.